Messenger RNA from Trichoderma harzianum CBS 226.95, 486 nucleotides. RefSeq lists its product as hypothetical. Gene Ontology annotation, cellular component: extracellular region. NCBI's taxonomy places the organism in Eukaryota, Fungi, Ascomycota, Sordariomycetes, Hypocreales, Hypocreaceae. The coding region runs from base 1 to 486 and encodes 161 amino acids. The record is from RefSeq and is a predicted model, not a curated record. The transcript is spliced from 2 exons.
AUGACAACCCACUUACUCAACCACUGCCUUAUUUACUCACUUGCUGUUUUACAAGCUCACCAAUCUACUGGUAUAUCUAGCCACAUAUCUACCAACUCCACUGUUUACACCACAAUCAUCAUGUACUUCUCUACGGCCCUACUAGUAGCUUCCAGCAUUGCCUUUGUCCACGCUGGAGUGAACUGCAACGGAAGCGGUAACUGCCCGGGAAUUGCUGGCAGCCUUAGCGAUAUAGUCAACAUCUCGCAAGGUCUUGAUGAGAACCGCAUCUACCGACCUGGUGAACACAUUAUUUGUAUCGAAUCUAAGCUCAAAAACGGCCUAUGUGCAUUUCUACAGGGCAACAGUGCUGAAAACGGGCAUUUUGUUCAAAAUCUUACUGAAGGACUUGCAAAACCACGGAUCUUGUCUACAGAAUUGGCCUUUGUUGCGGUCCAGCUCGAUAUGGCGCUGCGGAAAAAUGUACUCGAUUCGGAUAAGGCCUGA